Messenger RNA from Amphimedon queenslandica, 1040 nucleotides. RefSeq names its product PITH domain-containing protein 1-like. Gene Ontology annotation, cellular component: nucleus. The transcript has 6 exons. The record is from RefSeq and is a predicted model, not a curated record. Lineage: Eukaryota; Metazoa; Porifera; Demospongiae; Haplosclerida; Niphatidae. Bases 26 to 667 code for a protein of 213 amino acids.
AUAUUUUUUAAUAUACGGAGACAAAAUGGCGGAUGGUAAUCACCAUCAUCAUCAUCAUGGACAUGGAGGUUGUGACCACGCCCAUGGAGACCCAGGGGACCUCUCCUUAGCCUACAGUCUCUACCAAAAGAUUGACUUGAUUAACGUUAAGUGUUUGAAUGAGAGUGAAGAAGACUCCGGAAAGAAUGUAUUCAAGCCUUGGGAGGAAAGAUUGGAUACGAAAAUGUAUGUUGAGAGCGAUGUUGAUGAAGAGCUUUUAUUUUACAUACCGUUUACCGGUAAUGUCAAGCUAAAGGGUCUGGUAUUAUUCGGAGGUGAAGGGGGCCAGCAUCCAAACGAGCUCAGACUGUUUAAGAACCGUAAUCCACAGGGUUUUGAUGAAGUAAGAGGGGAACCAGAGCAGUCCAUAAGAGUGGCACACGACGAGACUGGAGAGAAGGAGUAUCCAAUAAAGACAUCAAGAUUCAACUCUGUCUCGAGCCUAGUGAUUCACAUACCUGGCAACUACGGAGAUGAAACCACACGAGUAUACUAUAUAGGACUUAGAGGGGAUUUCAGUGAGGCCGUAAGACACGAAGUAACCAUAGCAACUUACGAAGCCUCGCCCAACCCGUCCGACCAUAAAACCAGUAACUAUCAACCGGUCAAUAGUGGAUUUGUUUCUUAAAAAUAAACCUUUUAAUUUUCUUUCUCUCUCUUUUGUCUGUCCUUUCAUCUACUCUUCCCUCCCUCCCACCUCUUUUCUCUUUGUUCUUGAGUGAUUAUUGUGAUUCAUUUAUUGGGUAUGAUUGUAUCAUUGCCUGGCAACACUAUGCCUGUCUCCUUGGAGAGCACACGCUUGUAGUGGCAUGUGUGAUGUGAACUGUGUGGCUUACUAGAUCAGGGAAGUAACAAGCUUGUUUCCUUCCUUUAUUUCUCACACUUGUAUGUCCUUCUCCCUCUCUCUCUCUCUCCCUUCCCCUACUCUUUAUGUUAAUUUCUGUCUCUUCUUCUCUUAUGUUAAUAAACCAGUUAUUCAUCCAUGGACAUACAAAAUAAAA